Plutella xylostella (diamondback moth) is the source of this 2706-nucleotide messenger RNA. RefSeq names its product sodium-coupled monocarboxylate transporter 1. Gene Ontology annotation, biological process: sodium ion transport; transmembrane transport. Gene Ontology annotation, cellular component: membrane. Gene Ontology annotation, molecular function: symporter activity. The record is from RefSeq and is a predicted model, not a curated record. NCBI's taxonomy places the organism in Eukaryota, Metazoa, Arthropoda, Insecta, Lepidoptera, Plutellidae.
GCGGCGGCGGCGGCCGUCAGUCGAGUGUGUGCGCUCCUCCCCGCGCCACGAGCCAGCGCCGCUAGCCACAGCUCCGUAGUGCAUUCAGUACUGUGGUACAGCACCGUAGUUCAGCUAUAUCUGUGUAUAGACCGCCGUGGUCUCUCGCAGCCUCCUCCGACACACAGUAGCGGUGACCUACAGUCGAAGACGCUCUCAGCAUCAGUACAAUCGUGACGCUGCGGCAACGCUGCGUUGAUAAUUACGGAGCCAGGGGCGGCUGCAGUGCUGUGAGGGGCGGCUAGAGCGGCGGCGGCUAGAGCGAGGGCGGCUAGAGCGGGGGCGGCAUGGCGGGCGCGGGGGCGCUGGCGUGGGAGUGCGCCGUGUUCGUGCUGUUCGUGAGCGUGUCGACGUGCGCGCCGCUGUGGAGGCGCGGCGUGCGCGCGGUGGCGGGCGCGGGGGCCGGGGGCGGGGGCGCGGCGGGGGGCGAGGACGGGGGGCGCAAGCGCGCGUUCGUGUUCGCGGGCGGCGGCGUGUCUACGCUCGCCAUGAUCCUGUCCGUGGCGCGCGGCACGCUCGGCGUGCGCUCCUUCCUCGGGUUCCCGUCGGAGCUGGUGUACCGCGGCUCGGCGAUGUGGGAGACCGUGUACGGCAUGUGCCUCGCCUUCCCGCUGGUGGCGUGCCUGCUCGUGCCCAUGUACUUCCGCCUGCAGACCACCUCCGUCUACGAGUACCUCGAGCUGCGGUUCCGCUCGGCGCUGGUGCGGCGGCUGGCGUCGGGCACGUUCGUGGCGCGGCAGGUGCUGAACCUGGCGGUGACGGUCUACACGCCGUGCGUGGCGCUGCACGCGGCGCUGGCCGUGCCGCACGCCGCCGCCGCCGCCGCGCUCGCCGCCGCCGCCGCGCUCGCCACGCUGCUCGGCGGACUCGCCGCCGCUAUACGGGCGGACGUGAUCCAGAUCUCGGCGAUGGUGGCGGUAAGCGUGCUGUUCAUCGCGCAGGCCACGCUGCGCGCGGGCGGCGCCGCGGCCGUGCUGCAAGCCAACAUCGACGGCGGCCGCCUGCAGUUCUUCAAGUUCACGUGGGACCCGCGCACGCGCGUGGACACGCUGUCGGCGGUGCUGGGGCAGCUGUUCAUGUCGCUGUCGGUGUACGGCUGCCAGCAGACGUUCGUGCAGCGCUACGUGGCGCUGGGCUCGGCGGCGGCGGCGCGGCGCACGCUGCUGGCCGCCGCGCCCGCCGUGGCCGCGCUGUUCUCGCUGGGCUGGCUGGUGGGCGCGGCGCUGUACGCGCUGUACGCGGCGUGCGACCCGCUGGCCGCCGGCGCCACGGCCGAGCCGGACGAGCUGCUGCCGCACUACGUGCAGGACCAGCUCGCCGCGCUGCCCGGCAUGAUGGGGCUCUUCCUCGGCAGCCUCUUCAACGGCGCGCUCAGUUUUCUGGUGUCGUCGGUGAACUCGCUGGCGACGGUGACGUGGGAGGACUUCGUGUCGGCCGCGCCCGCCUUCCGCGGCGCCAGCGACCGCCAGCAGGUCACCGUCAUUAAGAUCAUCGCCAUACUUUACAUCGUGUUGAUCUGCUCGCUGUCGCUGCUGGUGGGCAGCGUGGGCGGCGUGGUGGAGGGCGCGCAGCUGGUGACGGCGGUGACGUCGGGCGCGCUGCUGGGCGUGUUCGCGCUGGCGUGGGGGCGGCGCGCGGGCGCGCGGGGCGCGGCGGCCGGCAUGCUGGCGGCGCACGCCGUCACCGCCGCGCUGGCCGCCGGCCGCCUGCUCGUAGCCACCGACACGCUGCAGCUGCUGCCGCUGCGGACUGAUGGCUGUGUGAAUAGCACGCUGAGCACGACGUGGCGCCCCCUCGCGCCGGCCGCGCUCAACCAGACCCUCGCGCGCCUGGCGCCGCUGCUGCGCCCCCGGGCCGAGCCCGCCGCCGCCGGACUCUCCGCGCACGACGUGAUGCGGUUCAUCUUCUCGACGUCGUACAUGUGGUACGCGGUGAUCGGCACCGCCGUGUGUGUGGCGGUGGGGACCGCCGUGGGGGGCGCCGAGCCCGCGUCGGAGCCGGGGGGCGACAAGCCGGGCGCCCCCGAGGCCAACCCUGCCGGGGGCGACAAGCAAGGUGACAUGGCGACCCUAGCGGUGGCCAAGCUGGUGCUGCCGCUGGUGGUGCCGGUGGCGGUGCCGGCGCGCUGCCUGGCCCCCGCACCCCCCGCGCCCCCCGCACUGUCCGCGGUGGACAGCCGUCUGUUCGAGGCCUACACGCCGCCCCCGGGCCCACCGCAGCGCCGCCAUACGCGCUUCUGAUGCGCGCUCACUGUGGGCCACUGAACUGCCACUGCACUAGCAGACCACGGCCCUACUGAACUAGAAGUUAAAGUUAAAUAUUUAAAAUUAAUAAUGUUGAAGUCCGUAUCGGAUAGUGAUCGCUCGUGACUGAGACAUUGUGAUACUUGCUGUGCCUAUACAUAAAAUGUAUAAAUUACCUUGUAAGCCUUAGCUAGUUUAUUAGUAGUCCACUAAAAUUAAACAGUAUUACCACUAGUAAUGUUAGUUUAAAUUUUAUGCAAGUUUGUAUUUAUAAUGAGUGUUUACUGCCGAUUGGCUGGUAAAUGUGUGUUCCACUUUGUACAGUGUACAAUUAUUAUAGUUAUUGUAAGUUAAAUCUGUAAUUCAUGAAUUAAUUAAAUCUGUAAUAAUAAUGUAUUAAAAUGAUGAUAAUAAUCAAAAAAUA